Messenger RNA from Cyclocybe aegerita, 693 nucleotides. NCBI's taxonomy places the organism in Eukaryota, Fungi, Basidiomycota, Agaricomycetes, Agaricales, Hemipholiotaceae. The record is from the annotation of a GenBank genome assembly.
AUGACGGACGCGUCGGCAGAACAAAGUCGAGUCCAAAAUCCUCGUUACCUCGUCACGAAGGCAGUAUGGCCACCACCGUCAACAUCAGCUAUCCAAUCCGGAGUGCAACUUCCCAUUACAACUGUUACUCAGGCAGACGACCAGACGAUGACCGAGGACGACACCGAAGUCGAAUUAAACGUGUCCAUCAAGUACCCGUCACUUCACCCUCUCCUCGCUGAAGACGCCAGCCCUCUAAAAUAUGAUCUGAAAUACGAACCAUCAAACUCUAUCCCUCUCUCUAUUUCUCACAAAUACCGCACCAGUCCCGCACAGAAAAUCCCGACGCGUAGCCUCGAAAUUGUCUCCAAAGACUUUCCAUGGCAGAUUAAUAUUAUAUCGGACGAAGAGGUGACAUGCGGAGACAUCUGGCAAGCCCUGUACCUAGCACUACAAGAGCCUAUCCGUGACUCGGAGUGGGGUCUUAUGAUCAUGCUAGAGGGGGGAGCUCGCAGGGCGAUCAUUGUCGACGCAGAGAAGAAAAGAUUCGAACAAGAUCCUUUGGAUGAACGAUCCCCGAAAAGGAUCGAUUUUCUGGGAGACAAGACGUUCUUCGGAGGGUUGGAGAGGGAUGACGAUUUUUCGCAGAUGAGGCAUCUACCAUAUUCGUUUCGGGAGACCGAGACUUGGGUGGUGAAACUUAUAGGUCCUUAG